UGGACGGUGUGUGUUUACGUAGCAACGGGCCGGAAGAUGUCGCUUGGGCCAGUCCUAAAAAACUUCCGCCUUAAGUUGUAGAGAAAACACAGCAGCUAAAAAGGCUAUCGACGGCGUAACCAUCCCAUUUACGAAGUCAGACAAAAGGCUACUAUACUCUGGAGUUUGGGUGGUUUUGAGCGUGUGUGUGUGUGACUGGUUGAGUGUAUGUGUGAGUGUAUGUGAGCUGCAGAUUCUUCCUCACUGUUACAACCAGAGCUGCUCCUCCCUGGAGGAUGACAAUGGAGGAGAUGAAGAAUGAAGCGGAGACAAACUCCAUGGUAUCCAUGACGCUGUACGCCGUGAUGUAUCCAGUUUUCAAUGAGCUGGAGAGGAUCAACCUAUCAGCAGCUCAGACUCUCAGAGCAGCCUUCAUAAAGGCGGAGAGGGAGAACCCCGGCCUGACUCAGGACAUCAUAAUGAAGAUCUUGGAGAAAAAAAACGUCCAAAUCAACUUCACUGAAUCCCUACUGCGUAUGGCAGCUGAUGAUGUGGAAGAGUUCAUGAUUGACCGACCUGAGCAGGAGUUCCAGGACCUAAAUGAGAAGGCCAGAGCUCUUAAACACAUCCUCAGCAAAAUCCCAGAUGAGAUCAAUGACAGAGUACGCUUCCUACAAACUAUCAAAGACAUUGCCAGCGCCAUAAAAGAGCUCCUGGACACAGUCAACAAUGUCAUUAAAAAAUAUCAGUACCAGAAUCGCAGAGCCCUGGAGCACCAGAAAAAGGAGUUUGUGAAAUACUCCAAAAGUUUCAGUGACACCCUCAAAACAUACUUCAAAGAUGGAAAGGCAAUAAAUGUCUUCAUCAGCGCAAACCGGCUCAUCCACCAAACCAACCUCAUACUGCAGACCUUCAAAACCGUGGCCUAGCCCCACACCUCACCCCGACCCCACCCAAGAGACCACAGAGCCCCCCCUUCUCAUUGUCCCUUGGGGAACAACUGCUAAAAUGGCAGAGGCUUGAAGAGCACCUCACCCAUAUAUGUAAAUUAGAGUUGAUUUUUUUUUUUAGGGUUGGGGUCGAUGUCAUUGGAGUCGAGAUUCUAGAUUCCAGUUCAAGAGACUGAAAAGUGCCAUUUGUUUUUUUUUCAAUGACGAUUUUCCAGUCUUGAAGUGGAACUGAACAGGGGCCCAAAGUCUUGGUUAAUUGAUUUUAUUUGGACAGUUUUAAUUUAUAACCCAAAACUUGUUUGGGAGGUGGUGAGGCGAGGUGUUCAUUAAAGACUAAUUGCCAUUUUUCUAAUAUAUUCAUGUUGAUCAUUUUACUUUUAGCUUUUCAGUCAUGGCUACACAUCUGAGACUACAUCCAGUAGGGAUUGUUCUCAGUAGUCUAUACCAGUUUUCUCUUCUCGCCUCCUAUUUGUGUCAUUUUUGCCACGGGCUGUAUGGAUUGACAGAAGCACCUGGCUGCAGGUCAAACAGUUGCGAGGAGAGGAAGCAGAGUUGGACAUUUGAGAGGCAGAUUUCGUUUCUCUUUAUUAUCAGAAGAAAGAAAGCCAAAAGACUUCCAGCACAGUGUGCGCCUUACCAAGUCCUGUAACAUUCCCUCCUCUCAAGAGUGUAAUGAAGUGGAGCCAGUCCCUGCUGUUGAGGGAUGUAGAGAGAAAAGAGUUCUGUAUUUAACUGGUUGCAAAUGUUCAAUAAAUAGUUUCCAAAUGA
Molecule: messenger RNA, 1697 nt
Organism: Neolamprologus brichardi
Lineage: Eukaryota; Metazoa; Chordata; Actinopteri; Cichliformes; Cichlidae
Gene: pdcd10b
Product: programmed cell death 10b
Biological process (GO): regulation of Golgi organization; positive regulation of MAP kinase activity
Cellular component (GO): FAR/SIP/STRIPAK complex
Molecular function (GO): protein kinase binding
Source: RefSeq, a predicted model, not a curated record